Molecule: messenger RNA, 2160 nt
Organism: Eremothecium cymbalariae DBVPG#7215
Lineage: Eukaryota; Fungi; Ascomycota; Saccharomycetes; Saccharomycetales; Saccharomycetaceae
Gene: ZIP2
Product: Zip2p
Exons: 1
Coding region: 1-2160 (719 amino acids)
Source: RefSeq, a predicted model, not a curated record
AUGGGAGACUUUACAUGGGAUGAUACAUUAGCUACAUAUAAUCCAACGUUGGAAUUUUGGGCGACAGAAACACUUUUUCAACCGUGCACUUGCUUCGGCGGCUAUGCACGGCCAUCAGAAGCCCAAAAAAUUUUGAAGGAGAACUUACUACUAAACAAGCGCUCUAGGCAAUGGUUAGCAAGAUGUUCUAAAGCUAGCUCUGAUGUGGAAUUCAAGAGACUUCGUUCAGAGUUGAGAAACACACCUGAGCAGUUUUUAAAAUACUUUAUUAUAGUUGAUGAUUUCUGCAGCGUCCAGAAUACAACUGGUAUACUGUCAUUAGUUAGAAGAGAAGCUGUGCAUAAUGUGCUGAAACUUGAGAAGUGGGUCAAUGAUGGCAGAUUAGACACUGAUUUUACCUCCUUCUUUAACCAGAAGGAAAAGAUCAGUAUUGAUAAGGAUGGGUUGGCUCUUCUUUCUUCUAUAAAAUUUACCGAAGAGACACAGAAUCUAGAAUGGAAACCACUUAGUGCCUCAAAGACACUAAUUACAAAAUUUAGUAUUGAACGUGGCCUAAGAUGUAGGAGCAAGAUCUUCUCAAACAAAGCUGUGGAUUUUAAACCAAUGCCCAAUAAAAUUGACAGACAAAUAGAGGAAAUUUAUGAUGAAAAACUCUCCAGGUCAGUGUAUUUUUUUAUGGAAGGAGAAAAUGGUAUCAAAUUCAAAAAACUGCACCAGUGUAGAUUCUACAAGUAUUUGAUCGAUCAAAAAUUGACUAAGCUGGGUAGCAAUGCCCAGAAUAUAAAUCGAUCCGCUCAGAUGUAUAAUAUGAUAGAGAAUUGGUCAGUCACAAAUCCAUCAACAAAUAAAGUUCUAGUGAGACUUGAAGCUCAAUGUAAAGAAGAAAGUUUCAGCAACGUGAUCUUCUAUAAAGUGAAACAACCCCACAUCAAAAGAAAAACGACAAAUACAAGGGACCCUUCUCUUUUGUUCCGUAGUGUAAAGUGGAGAUUAUAUGAUGGAAUAUUAAAGGCUAUGAAGUGGGAUCCAUUCCAGCAUGCAAAGCAUAUGAACAUCUCUGAAAUAUUAGAUUCCGAACCAGUUGAAAAUGUACCCAUAAAUGUCCCAGUUAGCAAAUUUACAUUUAACAAGAUAAGGUAUAAUUCAAUUGAAUUCUUGAGCACAAUUUGCGAAAGCAAAACCACAAGAAGCCCCAUAGGAGAUGCAGUAGCUAACAAUACUAUGCAAGGAGUUGAAGACGAAGAUUCUGUAGAAGGGACAAACCCCCAAGAUAGCUCAUCCUCUAUCAAUUUAUCUAUGGCAUCAAUUCUUCCAGCAAAACGAAGCUUUAUCGAUGAUAAUUUGAAAAGUCUAAUCGAAAAGCGAAGAUCUAAAUCUCAGUCUACGCCAAACUCAACAAUAAACAUUCCAUCUAUGGAACUAUUAGGUAUCACCACAAACCAUAAAGAAAAUGAAACUGUCAGAAGUAACGUCAGUCUUUCAAGUCCUACAAAAAAUAGAAGAUUGGACAAGGCUCCAUCCAUUGAAUAUAACCCUGAGUUAAAUGGAAAAUGCAUUUUAUUGAAUUGGCAUAAGGUCAAUGAAAACUACCAGCUUCUUCAACACUUAUCAAAGUUUAGCGAAUUCACCAUCAUUGAACGUGAACUACCAUACGGUUGUGACUUUAUACUCAGCAGCUCUGUAUGCAUUGUGAGGAUCCAAAUACAGAAAUUUUUCCAGGUUACAAAUGAAAAUGAACUCUUCUAUGCGUCAACUCUUGCAGAAUUACAUCAAAAAUUUACCAACGUGAUAGCAUUAGUAGAGUAUACAGAAACAAUUGCAGAAGUGGAUUCUGAUUUAUUUUUUAAAGUGCAACUCAUGUUACAAGUUUCUGGAAUUCAAUGCUUCAUGGUAAAUGAUGUACGUAUCAUAGCUCAAUGGAUCCUAGAUUUGGCUGUUGACAGCCCUUUGUAUGAUGAGAGCUUCGAUGACAUAUCUGAUGACGAAAGAAUCCUCAUAAAUUUGGGUAUUAACCUAUUUGCCGCAAAAGAAAUAUGUGCCAAAUGUACAUCAUAUCAGUUUCUCACAAUGACAGCAACUGAUAGGUAUCGAAGCUUCUAUCAUCUCCUCACUGAGGACCAUUUAAAUCUGGUGACCAGGUUGAUGAGCUUAUCCUGGUGA